Molecule: messenger RNA, 378 nt
Organism: Rotaria sordida
Lineage: Eukaryota; Metazoa; Rotifera; Eurotatoria; Philodinida; Philodinidae
Source: the annotation of a GenBank genome assembly
AUGAUAAAACAAUGUAAAUAUGAUUUUCUGUAUAAAUAUAAAUUAGUUUACAAAUGUUUAAUCAUAUCAAUUCGAUCAUCAGAUGUUUCGCAUAAUUUAAUUGAUGAAAUUCAAACAGAACUAAAAUCAAAUUGUAUUAUUCAAUAUGGUCUUAAGUUCGGUGAAUUUCAUCAAUCAGCUGAUUCAAAUACAAUUCAAAAUGAAAAUUCUUAUCCAUUUCGAACAAGAAAAGAUAAACAUUCUGUUGAAAUUCAUAUGAAGAUGAUCAACAAAUAUUUAAAUUUAAAUCAUUCAGGUUUAUUAUAUCCUUCGAAAACAAAUCAUUUACAAAGUGUUAAUGGUACUCUUGAAGAACUAAAUUCUUCAAUUAAAGAAUAA